Molecule: messenger RNA, 2432 nt
Organism: Bufo gargarizans (Asiatic toad)
Lineage: Eukaryota; Metazoa; Chordata; Amphibia; Anura; Bufonidae
Product: nucleolysin TIA-1
Exons: 13
Coding region: 210-1370 (386 amino acids)
Molecular function (GO): RNA binding
Source: RefSeq, a predicted model, not a curated record
CCAUCUUGUGGUGACGGUUUCUCUUGCAUUGUUCCAGGCCGGAGCGGUGAGAGGCAGCGGAGUGCGGCACGUAGCGGUCAGACAGAACGACAGACAGCUGUGCGCGCCCUGCUUCAUUCUUGCUCCCGUCUCUUCACCGGUCUUGUUCGGACAACCCGCAAGACUUACUUUCCCGCCGGGUCCCUUAGGACAGAGAGGGACCCGGAGCCAUGGAGGACGAGAUGCCCAAGACCCUGUAUGUGGGGAACCUGUCUAGGGAUGUUACAGAAGCUCUUAUUCUUCAAGUCUUCAGCCAGAUUGGUCCGUGCAAAAGCUGCAAGAUGAUUAUGGAUACUGCUGGCAACGACCCGUACUGUUUUGUGGAGUUCUUUGAACAUCGCCAUGCUGCUGCAUCCCUCGCUGCUAUGAACGGUCGCAAGAUAAUGGGCAAGGAAGUGAAGGUCAACUGGGCAACCACCCCUAGCAGCCAGAAGAAAGACGCAAACAGUAGUUCCGUUGUCAGCACACUGCGUUCUCAAGAUCAUUUCCAUGUUUUUGUUGGUGAUUUGAGUCCAGAGAUAACAACCGAUGACAUAAAAGCUGCAUUUGGACCUUUUGGGAGAAUAUCGGAUGCUCGGGUAGUCAAGGACAUGACGACAGGAAAAUCUAAAGGCUAUGGCUUUGUGUCCUUCUUCAAUAAAUGGGAUGCAGAAAACGCCAUUGCACAGAUGGGAGGGCAGUGGCUCGGAGGUCGACAGAUCAGAACUAACUGGGCCACAAGAAAACCACCAGCUCCAAAAAGCACCUAUGAAUCCAAUACAAAGCAGUUGUCAUAUGAAGAAGUGGUGAACCAGUCCAGCCCCAGCAACUGCACCGUGUACUGUGGAGGCGUUACAUCCGGGCUAACAGAACAACUCAUGCGUCAGACCUUCUCUCCUUUUGGCCAAAUAAUGGAAGUUCGUGUCUUCCCAGAUAAAGGGUACUCGUUUGUAAGGUUCAAUGCUCAUGAAAGUGCUGCUCAUGCCAUAGUCAGUGUGAAUGGCACUACUAUUGAAGGUCACGUGGUAAAAUGUUACUGGGGCAAAGAGACACCGGACAUGCUUAAUACUGUGCAGCAGCAAAGCCAAAUAAGCUUUCCUCCACCCUAUGGACAGUGGGGGCAGUGGUAUGGAGGUGCCCAGCAAAUAGGCCAGUAUAUGCCCAAUGGUUGGCAGGUACCUGCAUAUGGAGUAUAUGGCCAAGCAUGGAAUCAGCAGGGAUUUAGUCAAACACCAUCAUCUGCAACAGCAUGGAUGGGACCAAAUUACAGUGUGCAACCUACCCCCGGGCAGAAUGGAACCUUGAUCACAAACCAAACGGGCUAUCGUAUGGCUGGAUACCAAACACAAUGAGCGGAAGGACUCGCACCCCAGCAGUCUGCUGCUGGCCCAUUUGUUUACUUUGAUACCAUUCUGUAAUCAUGUCAGUGCAGAUGUCAGAAACAGAAUAUUUAUUGAAACAGCAGAAAAUAACAUUUUUUUAAUCAUGACAUUAUCACCCACUCGGUUACAACACAAACUACAAAAAAAAAAAUAUACUAGAAAUGCUGGAUGUUUGCCAAUUUUUGCCUUCCUUUUUUCAUUCUUUUAAUUUUUUUAUAUGUAUAUGUAACUGUUACUUAACCCGAUCUCUCUUGAAGAGAACAGCCAAGCCUUGCUAGCCAGAUCUUUUUGGCAGUGAAAGGGUUAAGAUCCUUUUGAAAUAAUAAAAAUAUACAAUGCAGGGAUCACUGCCAUUUUGGGCAGCAAAUUGCACAAAGUCUAUUUUCUUUUUUCUUUCACUGAAGUAGUGUGCAGUUUUAGAGCGCAUUCCUAGUAUGAUUUGAGAUGUAUUAUAAAUUUACCUGUACAAAAUUUGUGACGCUGUGUUUGUGAAGGUUAUGUUUCUUUCUCCCUUCCAAUGAAGCCUUCAAUACGAGAAAAACACUUUCAUAUUGUUCAGAUUGUAUACACUGUCUAAAAUUCUCUACCCCUUUUUGUUUACAUUCAUGUUAAUAUUGACCAUUUUAAUAUUGCCCAUUUUAUUUUUAUUAUUUUGCCUUUAUAAAGUUGCUGAAUGAUUUUGAGGGCUUCGAUCACUCUCAGAUUGUACGUAUAAAACUUUUUCAUUAGGAAAACAAAAAUGUGACAUGAUCUGAGCCUGUAUGUGAAAACCAAUAUCUCCCAUGGUUCCAGUUCCAUGUUUUCUCCUUUUAUUUUAUUUUCUUUUUCUUAUUUUCUUUUUUUUUUUUUUUUUUUUUCUUCUGUUUUUUGCUGUCAAGAAGGUGCCUAGGAAAAAAUCCUCACUGGAUUUAUUUCUCAAGGAUUUUUAUCUUCUGUGAUAAACAAAAGUUGUUUGGAACGGACGGGAAGUAUUAUAUUCCUGUGUAAUUAAAUGACUUAAAAAAAAAAAAAAAAAGUGAAAUUCUUAAUUAA